AUGACUACCGACGAAAAGGUCCACGUUGUCGAUGCCGAACUUGGAAGCCCCCGGGACUCUCUCGAGGAGCAGGAGGUCUUCAAGAAGACUGACGAUGGUGUCAGUUUUCGCAACGUCGGCUGGUUCAAGGCGUGCAUUAUUAUGGUGAAGGUUCUUUUCGCAACGGGUGUGCUGUCGAUGCCAUCGGCCCUGUACUCUCUUGGUGCAGUGGGUGGAGCGAUCAGUAUAGUAGCCUGGGGCGCUUUCAACACCUAUUCUUUUAUCAUUUUGGGCAACUUCCGCAAGAAGCAUCCUCACUGCCACUCCAUCGCUGAUAUGGCGGAGGUCGCUGGCGGUUUCUUCGCGAAGGAGCUCACGGGUAUUAUCUUUCUGAUCGGCUACGUGCUAGUCGUGGGCAGUGGAAUCAUUGGAGUGUCAACUGGGUUGAACGCCCUCUCGCAUCACGCUGCCUGCACUGUAUGGUGGUCUUUUAUUGCGACGGUCGUGAUCACUGCGACAGCUUCGGUGCGCAAACUCCAACAUGUGGGCUGGCUCACAUACGCAGGCUUUAUUUCGAUCUAUGCCGCGGUUUUCAUCGUUGUUAUUGCAGUCACGACACGCGACCGUCCCGCCGCCGCACCCCAAGAGGGCCCCUAUGAGCUUGGCUACCUAGCCAUUAACAAUCCUGGAUUUGCCGCUGGUAUGGUUGCUUCUAGCACUAUCUUCGUUUCCACGGCUGGUACCAGCGCCUUCCUCCCGGUGAUGUCGGAGAUGCGGAACCCGAAGGACUACAAAAAGGCAUUGUACCUGUGCAUGGGUUUGGUCACGGCGUCAUACCUGGCUUUCAGCUUGGUCGUCUAUCGUUGGUGUGGACAGUGGGUUGCUAGUCCGUCCUUGGGUAGUGCCGGCCAAACCAUCAAGAUGGUAUCUUACGGUGUUGCAUUGAUUGGGCUGGUGAUGAGCGCCACAAUUUACCUGCAUAUUGCAGCUAAAUACAUAUUCGUGCGGAUCUUGGGUAAUACCCGUCAUUUGCAAUCCAACACGGUUGUUCACUGGGCUACCUGGAUGAGCUGCACAAUUUUCCUCGGUGCUAUUUCUUUCAUCCUCGCCGAGGCUAUCCCUAUCUUCAACUAUUUGAUUGCUCUGGUCGGCUCCGUUUGCUUUGCUCCUCUUGCCAUGUCGCUGCCCGGCCUUUUGUGGCUGCACAGCAAUCGUGACUACUGGAGAGGUACCCUGUUGCAGAAGCUGAUUUUCCUGCUACACAUUGGAAUGGUACUACUGGGAGUAUUCUUCCUAGUUGGUGCGACCUACGGUGUCGUACUUGAAAUCAUCGAUGCCUACGCCUCAGGAACGAUUGGCUCUGCUUUCAGCUGUGCAGACAACUCGAACUCAUCCUAG
Molecule: messenger RNA, 1377 nt
Organism: Penicillium odoratum
Lineage: Eukaryota; Fungi; Ascomycota; Eurotiomycetes; Eurotiales; Aspergillaceae
Exons: 4
Coding region: 1-1377 (458 amino acids)
Biological process (GO): amino acid transmembrane transport
Cellular component (GO): vacuolar membrane
Molecular function (GO): amino acid transmembrane transporter activity
Source: RefSeq, a predicted model, not a curated record